This is a messenger RNA of Meira miltonrushii, 1261 nucleotides long. Its product is annotated as PP2C-domain-containing protein. Gene Ontology annotation, biological process: protein dephosphorylation. Gene Ontology annotation, molecular function: protein serine/threonine phosphatase activity; cation binding. The record is from RefSeq and is a predicted model, not a curated record. Bases 59 to 1261 code for a protein of 400 amino acids. The transcript is spliced from 2 exons. Lineage: Eukaryota; Fungi; Basidiomycota; Exobasidiomycetes; Exobasidiales; Brachybasidiaceae.
GAAGAACUGAUACUUGCAAUUACAUCGAUCAACACAGCAUUUAGCAGGACCCGCUAUCAUGGUUGGCCUACGUGGAAUGGAAGAUGUGGAUAGUUCAGAGGUGAAUGCUUCAUCUGAAUCCCAAACGACAGCUUCUGGCAGUAAUACGCAUGGCACUGUUAAUCAACAUCCCGGUUCUUCUCGUCCAGCAAAAGCAGAAACUUCAGGCCUUUCAACCGCAUUGGCAGGUCCAGAUGGAAAAGUGCCUUUUCGUGUAGGCAUUGCUGAAGAUCGUAAUAAACGAUGGAGACGAACGAUGGAAGAUGCUCAUGCGUUUGUGUAUGAUUUCGGUAGCGUACAUGGUCAAGGUUAUUUUGGCGUUUUUGAUGGUCAUGCAGGAAAGCAUUCUGCAGAGUGGUGCGGACAACAUUUUCACGAAUACCUUUUGGAUACUUUGGUCAACCAUUCCAAUCAAUCCGUUCCUGAUAUCUUUAACAAAACAUACCAUUCUGUCGAUCAACAACUUUCACAAUUGGCCGAUCAACUCGGAUCAUCUUCGGGUUGCACGGCUGUCACUGUACUUUUACGUUUAGAAGAUGAAGAUGGAAAGCCUGCAGCACAUGCAGAGACUGGCGGAGUUGACAAGACUUCACGCAAAGAUAGCAGUAAAAGCAAAGAUGCUUCCUCCAAAAUUGAAGGCGUAAGUGCAAAUGUAUCAAAAGAUGGUUUGGUAGAAGUAAGCGGAGAAAAGAUACGAAGAGUGUUGUACACAGCAAAUGUGGGCGAUGCUCGAGCUGUUCUUUGCCGAGGUGGUAAAGCUGUUCGAUUGACUUACGACCACAAAGGUUCAGAUGCUCAAGAAGCAAAAAGAAUUAUGGAUGCAGGUGGUUUUGUGAUGAAUAAUCGUGUCAAUGGAGUUUUGGCAGUAACGAGAUCAUUGGGAGAUGCAGCAAUGAAAGAUUUUGUCGUUGGUGCACCUUAUACAACAGAGACUACAUUGAGCGAUCAAGAUUCUUUCUUGAUCGUUGCUUGUGAUGGUUUAUGGGACGUCGCAGAUGAUCAAGAUGCGGUCGAUUUGAUUCGUGAUGAAGAAGAUCCUCAAGUCGCAGCAGCAAGAUUAUUACAACACGCUUUGAGUAAUUUCUCAACCGAUAAUACUUCCGUCAUGGUCGUCAGAUUCGCCUGCAAUGCUGAAGCUGCCAAGAACACUCAACCAGGCUUUUCUGCAAAUGUCGCCGGUGGAACUGGACCAGAAGGAGACUUGAAAGAAAAAGAAAGCUAA